Arabidopsis arenosa is the source of this 2385-nucleotide messenger RNA. NCBI's taxonomy places the organism in Eukaryota, Viridiplantae, Streptophyta, Magnoliopsida, Brassicales, Brassicaceae. The record is from the annotation of a GenBank genome assembly.
AAGAUCAGAACUGGCCUAGGAGCAGAAUUGGUUGCUUGACACACAUUGCUGAUUCGCCGUCGAAAACCAAGUUUGGGUGGUGAGACGUGUUGUCAUUGCAAGAUGUGCCAAGGGCCCUCUAAAUGCUGUGGCUUCGAAGCGCGAGACAGCCAUUUUGGUUCCCUGAUCGUGCUGCUACCUCUGGACUAUUGGGACUCUCCAUUUUGAAUGUCGUGUCAGGUCAACGAAGAAAGGCGAAAGAAUCAUCCACUUCUGUUGGAAGUCAAGCGGUCGAAGUUCAAUGCGUUGUUGUUUCUGACGUGAAGGCAAAGACUUACUAUGGCAUGCUGGUACUGUCGCAUAAAGACUAUGCCGAGCCCUCUCCCGAAAAAGACUAUGACUUGGGUAUUCCUGCCGCUGCUGCCACUCCUUUCGAGGUAGGACGAUCGCUUAGGGCCUCCAAGUCAAAGAAUGCUGCCACUGGGAUGUCAGGGUCUGUAGAUCCGCCCCGUUCCGAGUUUCCGCUCAAGAAGUUCUAUGGGGCCCCCGGGCAAAGAGCUAAGGAUCUACUCCCGGUAGCAGCUGCCGUAACGCGUAUAGCUCUGAGUGAAUGUAUGCCUUCAGCCUCCGCUUGGUCUGCCUUCAGCCUAGCUUGGGCUCCUCCGUCUAAAGUCUUAUACCUGCUUUCAGCCGUACUUAGUCCUGCUUCUGCCGAGCUUGUUUGUAGCUCAGUAGUGGCGCCCCGUGCGAGGGAAGGCGACGAUGCUGAUUGGUUCGAAUCCAAUGGUAGGCCUGGGCUCUCCUACGCAGGAGAAUCAGGCAAGGAUAUAGGGACUCUCUAUUUCAUUUUCGGUGCCAUUGCUGGAGUGAUGGGCACAUGCUUCUCAGUACUGAUUCGUAUGGAAUUAGCACGACCCGGCGAUCAAAUUCUUGGUGGAUUUGGUAAUUGGUUUGUUCCGAUUCUGAUAGGUGCACCUGACAUGGCAUUUCCACGAUUAAAUAAUAUUUCAUUCUGGUUGUUGCCACCAAGUCUCUUGCUCCUAUUAAGCUCAGCCUUAGUAGAAGUAGGUAGCGGCACUGGGUGGACGGUCUAUCCGCCCUUAAGUGGUUCUAUCAAUUUUAUAACAACUAUCUUCAACAUGCGUGGACCUGGAAUGACUAUGCAUAGAUUACCCCUAUUUGUGUGGUCCGUUCUAGUGACAGCAUUCCUACUUUUAUUAUCACUCCCGGUACUGGCAGGGGCAAUUACCAUGUUAUUAACCGAUCGAAACUUUAAUACAACCUUUUUUGAUCCCGCUGGAGGGGGAGACCCAAUUUUAUACCAGCAUCUCUUUUGGUUCUUCGGUCAUCCAGAGGUGUAUAUUCUCAUUCUGCCUGGAUUCGGUAUCAUAAGUCAUAUCGUUUCGACUUUUUCGGGAAAACCGGUCUUCGGGUAUCUAGGCAUGGUUUAUGCCAUGAUCAGUAUUGGUGUCUUAGGAUUUCUUGUUUGGGCUCAUCAUAUGUUUACUGUGGGCUUAGACGUAGAUACCCGUGCCUACUUCACCGCAGCUACCAUGAUCAUAGCUGUCCCCACUGGAAUCAAAAUCUUUAGUUGGAUCGCUACCAUGUGGGGGGGUUCGAUACAAUACAAAACACCCAUGUUAUUUGCUGUAGGAUUCAUCUUUUUGUUCACCAUAGGAGGACUCACUGGAAUAGUCCUGGCAAAUUCAGGGCUAGACAUUGCUCUACAUGAUACUUAUUAUGUGGUUGCACAUUUCCAUUAUGUACUUUCUAUGGGAGCCGUUUUUGCUUUAUUUGCAGGAUUUUACUAUUGGGUGGGGCUUUCAGGUAUGCCACGUCGUAUUCCAGAUUAUCCGGAUGCUUACGCUGGAUGGAAUGCCCUUUCCAGUUUUGGCUCUUAUAUAUCCGUAGUUGGGAUUUGUUGUUUCUUCGUGGUCGUAACAAUCACUUUAAGCAGUGGAAAUAACAAAAGAUGUGCUUCGAGUCCUUGGGCUCUUGAACUGAAUUCAACUACACUGGAAUGGAUGGUACAAAGUCCUCCUGCUUUUCAUACUUUUGGAGAACUUCCAGCUAUCAAGGAGACGAAAAGCAGAGGGGGAGGGGGGCUGACCACCCCUUCUGCCAAUAGGACACUUCUUGACGUGACAAAGCGCUUCUCUUCUUCCGAGGGUUUCUUGGGAUUGGCAAAAGUAGGGUUUUACAAACCAUUAUCAGAUGGCUGAAUUCUGCCUUUAAUCUAUCGAUAGCACAGUGCUGCAUCACUCGUAGGGUUGUGAUCUUCAAAGGAAGCUUGACAUGAGACUGUGAAAGCUUAGAGUACUUCUAGAUUAGGGAUUUCUCACGUGGCGGAUACGUACUAUCCUCUUUCUAUGGUCAUUCUUCUGUUAACAAAUCCCGUUUCCCUUG